AUGGGGAUGGCUAUCAAUAUUCCUUCCUCAAGUGCCGGCCCGAUACGCCGUCGUCGCUUUAGCACGGCGAAGAUACAGCCUACGCGGAUCAAGAAGGUGAUGCAGUCUGAUGAAGAAAUUGGCCGUAUGGUUGCAUCUGUCCCUGUUGCCAUAGGAAGGGCAAUGGAACAUUUCGCCGAAAAGUUUCUUCUGGCUGCUGCGCAGGCCACGCAGAUGAGCAACUCUCGAACCCUCACACCAGCUCAUAUGAAGCAGGCUAUGAUGGCGAACCGACAUUUUCAUUUUCUUGCGGACAUUUUCAAGGAAGUAGCGGUUCCCGGACGGAUGGGGCCUGAGUUUGAUCCAAACCUCUCGCGCCAGCAGAUGCAACUCUUACAGGCCGGUCUUCCGGCGGUUCCUCCUGGUCAGAGUGCAAGCCCAGUUUGCAGCCCUUGCACUCCGAUCUCGCCUAUGGGGGCUGGUGGCUCCACAGCGAUGGGAGUUCCUUCGUCAAGCAAUGGUUCCCCUUAUACGGUUCCUGUCCCUGGAUCUCUACCUUACAAUAUUCCAUAUUCGCCGAUAUUGUCCAGUGUGGUCGUACCUGGACAGGCACAACCCAUUCCUCCACCAAUGCAAUAUCCAUCUGUGCCGCCAUCCAUGACAGCAAUUUCGCCAUCGCCUGCCUCCUCAGCAUCAUCCACCCGCAAGGCGCUAAACGGAAAAAAGACGGAUGCCACAGCGGAGGGUGAAAAACCCAAACGUGGACGCCCACGCAAGAUUAAGCGGUCUGAAAAAUGCCUCGACGACGAGCUGUGCGAAGAGGUAACGAAUGGAAUUGAAAAGGAGGAUCAGGAUCGGGCGCUUAUGCCACCACCAGCACUUCCAAUGGGGCGUGCCAGACCAGUCGCGUGA
Molecule: messenger RNA, 891 nt
Organism: Ostertagia ostertagi
Lineage: Eukaryota; Metazoa; Nematoda; Chromadorea; Rhabditida; Trichostrongylidae
Source: the annotation of a GenBank genome assembly